AUGUGUGAAGCAACAAACUUCGUCAUAACUUCAUCAAAAAGACAAAUAUCAGAGAGAAGACGAGCUUUGUUCAGAAGUGUUGAUGGCGAUAUGUUUUACCCACCGUCGGUGUGGCCAAAUGAUAUGAGAAGUGCGUUUUGGAAGAAACCAAUUGGUGAUGAAGAAACAUUUAAGUUAGUGCUGUUCCUGAUGGGCAAUGGCUGUCCGCCAACAAUGAUAAAAGAUUGGAUUGUGUCUUCAACAUUUUGGGAUAAAAAUAAAACAGUCAAACGAUGGGAACAA
Paramuricea clavata is the source of this 282-nucleotide messenger RNA. NCBI's taxonomy places the organism in Eukaryota, Metazoa, Cnidaria, Anthozoa, Malacalcyonacea, Plexauridae. The record is from the annotation of a GenBank genome assembly.